CUCCUGCCGCCCCGGCUAGCGGCUGUCCUCCGGCCGGGCUGCGGCAUGCACUGAGCAAUGCACUCGGGGAACGGCACGGGGGCGACGAGCCGCCCGCAGCUCGCGGCGGCGGGGCACGAGGUGCCGGGCGAGCGUCCGCUCUUCAGCGCCGGCACCUACGAGCUGCUGGCGCUGCUCAUCGCCACCAUCGGCACGCUGGGCGUGUGCAACAACUUGCUGGUGCUGGUGCUCUACUACAAGUUCAAGCGGCUCCGCACGCCCACCAACCUGUUCCUCGUCAACAUCAGCCUCAGCGACCUGCUGGUGUCCGUCUGCGGCGUCAGCCUCACCUUCAUGUCCUGCCUGCGGAGCCGCUGGGUGUGGGACGCCGCCGGCUGCGUCUGGGACGGCUUCAGCAACAGCCUCUUCGGGAUCGUUUCAAUUAUGACUCUCACUGUUCUUGCCUAUGAACGCUACAUUCGAGUAGUCCAUGCAAAAGUGAUUGACUUCUCUUGGUCUUGGCGGGCUAUCACAUACAUUUGGCUUUAUUCGUUAGCCUGGACAGGAGCACCUCUUUUGGGCUGGAACAGAUACACACUGGAAAUUCAUGGAUUAGGUUGCUCAAUGGACUGGAAGUCAAAAGAUCCCAAUGAUACCUCCUUUGUGCUACUUUUCUUCCUUGGCUGUCUGGUAGCACCUGUUGUGAUCAUGGCCUAUUGCUACGGCCAUAUCUUAUACGCAGUAAGAAUGCUUCGAUGUGUGGAAGAUUUUCAGACUUCUCAAGUGAUUAAACUUCUAAAAUAUGAAAAGAAAGUGGCUAAAAUGUGUUUCUUAAUGAUCUCUACCUUCCUUAUUUGUUGGAUGCCUUAUGCAGUCGUCUCCCUCCUAGUAACAUAUGGCUAUAGCAACCUUGUAACUCCCACAGUAGCUAUAAUCCCAUCUUUCUUUGCCAAAUCAAGUACUGCUUAUAAUCCAGUCAUCUACAUCUUCAUGAGUAGAAAGUUUCGACAAUGCCUUUUGCAACUCCUGUGCUUUCGCCUGAUGAGAUUCCAGAGGAUCAUGAAAGAGCCCUCAGGAGCAGGGAAUGUCAAACCGAUACGACCAAUAGUAAUGUCUCAGAAAGUAGGGGACAGGCCAAAGAAGAAAGUGACAUUCAGCUCUUCCUCCAUCAUUUUUAUUAUCGCCAGUGAUGACACUCAGCAAAUAGAUGACAACAGCAAACACAAUGGGACAAAAGUAAAUGUCAUCCAAGUAAAACCACUAUAGGGAUGAGCUACAGAGACAUUAGAAUCUGAUGCACUCCAGUCAGUGACUGUUUGAGCUGAAGACUGGUUUCAGUUAUAGUGCCUGUGGUCUGCCAAAGGAAUUCGUAUUAAACUGUGAAGUACUGAAGGAAUUCUGCAUUGGAAGCUCUGUAGGCAGUUCAGUUUUGGUCACAAUAUAGAAAUCUUCACAUCUGUGCCAAACUUGAUUAAUGUUUUUAUUCUGAAAUUUCUUAAAGCAUAUCAUAGUGUAUGUAAUGGAUUGUACUCUACCUGGAAGCCAGUAAAGAGAGGAGUCCUGCUGGGGUCUGUGCUGGCACCUGUCCAUCUUUGUCAAUGACCUGGAGAGGUGACAAGUGCAUUCUUAUCAGUUUUGAAGAUAACACUAACCUGGACAUGAGCAAUCUCUAGGCUCAAGGACGGGAUUGUUAGACCCGCCUCAUUAGAUCACAUCUACACUGCAUCCAAUUUUGGAACUUCCAAUACAAGAAAGACACCUGUAUGCUGCAGUGAAUUUAUUGGGCCUGCCAAAAUUGUCAGGUUUGGAGCACUUGGCCUGUGAGGAGAGGCUGGAGCCAGUUGCAUGGGAGAAGCCUGGAGAGAAGAAGUCUUCAGGGGAAUGUAAUAGCAACCUUCCAAUAGUGACGAAACAGUUUUCAAGAAGAUGGAACCAGGCUGUUCAGGGUGAUGCAUGCUGAAAGGAUGAGAGAUGAGCACGAACAGAAAGGAUGAGAUUCAGAUAGGAUAUAAAGAAAAUCUUUUUAACUCUGAGGACAGCUAAGCAAUGGAACAGGUUAGAAUAGAGAAUUCCUAAGGUUCCUUCAACCUGAGUUAUCCUGUGAUUCCCUAAACUGCCAGCACUUCCAGUGCACAGAGCUCUUAGGAAUGAGGGGGAAAUAUUUGAAAUUGGCUGGGGUUUAGUUUGUCUUACUUGAUGCUUUGCAGGGAAGAAAAAAAAAAAAGUGACAUCCACAAUGAUUGGGGCAGUGCUUAAACCAAAAGCCUCCUAAAGGCCGUCCAUGUCUACUCAGUAAGCCAUUCUCUUCUUGCUCCCUGGUGGAACUCCUGAGCUGUGUUGUGUGAUAAAGUCAUACAAAUCAAAGCUCCACUGAAAAACGGUCAGUGAAAAAGGAUAAUCAGGGUUGUUUUGGUUUUGCUUGUUUGUUUGUUUAAGUAUGUACUUUAUGCAUCUUUACCCCACAUCCAUUUAUUAUACAUGUUUAACAGGAGCCUUGUGCUAUAUUAAUACUAACCUGCUCUGGCACUUUGGCAAGAGUAGUGGCUAAAGAAGAGCAGGGGAACUUUUGCCUACAUUGUUGUGUGAGUAAUGAUUGUCCUAUUUAUUGUUCAGUAAACAGAACAGAAACAGGUUUUUCUCACCUUUGUAAAUGUUGAUCGUACCAAAUGACAAUGGCAUUCUGCUCUGGACAGGGCUGCCUGUCAUGUUGGAUGAAUGUUUGAAAACUAAUUUUGAGUUAUGGGAGCUGAUUCUCCAUCACAUCCAUUACGCUGAUGUGAUUUAUUUGCUUCAGUCUAAUAAGUGGGCAGUGUGGAUCUGCAACAUGCAGCUUUUCCAUCUUGGUAAAAACUGUGACAGAAGCUAUUAAGUAACUACUUGCUUCCUCUAGAGGUAAAUCUUUGAGAGGUAUAAGGGCAGUGUGAAGAAUAACUGCCAGGACCAGGAGCCAUUGAUCUCAUGGUCAAGAAUAAAACUUCAAAUAAAGGAAAAUCAGACCCCAAAUACAGAACCUUUUGGCCCCAGUCAUUGAGGAUGUCACAGUAUUCCUGGGAGUAGAGAUUGAUGCCCUCAACUCAAAAUACAUGUUUGUGCAUGUGCUUUUGAAGAGGCACAUCACUUAUACAUGUGCCCCUCUAGAACAUGAGCACUGGCAUUAUAUUUAGAAGUACUUCUAGUGUGCGCUCUGUUUUCUAGAUUAAAUCACAGGCUAAGAGAAAACAUGAUAACUACUCAUUUCUUUCAUGUUAUUUUUGUUUUGCUAUAAAUGCAUAGAGAAAUUGUCUUAGGAUGUCAGGGGUUUGCCCUUACAAAAAGCAUGCUUGUUUCAAUGUCAGCAACUUUGUUUUCAGCCAGUGAUCACUAUAUCUAUGCACUUUUAUAUUUACAAAAAGAGAAAGAUGUACCCUAGCAUUGCAUACAGUGAUUCCAUCCUUUUAACAAAAUGUUUGAUAUUUUAGUGUUUAUGUAUAUUGAGCCUUCAAUAAGUGAUUAAAUUUAUCUUAUUUAUAUUAAUGUGUUCUCAGUGAAAUAUUUUUUCCCACAGAGAGAAAGAUGGUUUGAUAUCACCACCUGUUGGAGGCAGCUUAAAGGGUAUCGUUAGGCACUGAAAAAAAAUAACAUUUCAAGAUUGCAGUUGAUAUUUUGUAGAACAAAUACAAAUUUGGCAUAAGGAGAAACUGUUCAGAUUUCCGAAGGUAAAAUUUAAGUAAUUCAGAACCACCAUACUUGGAAUUUUUAAUAAUUCAUGGAAGAUACGAUAUUUACUGUGACAAUACCCUGAACAAUUAAAGUUACAUUACAGUAUAGGAAAGCUAAUCAAUUGAAACUGUUGUAAAUUUGUUAUUUUGACUACUUCAUGUAAAUUGGUGGCCUAAAAUGAUAGAAUUUGUAAACUGUUUAAAGUAACUUGUUCUUGCAGCUCUGUAAAAUGUCAGUAGCUUUACAAGUGCUGCUAUGUGCAGUUGGCAUGCUGUGGUCCCAUUUACUCAUAUUUUAAGUGCAACUGUUUUCUGUGAGUAUAUGCAGCACUGACACAAAAUUCACACUCUGCUGCAGAAUUUAUGUAUUGUAAUGUUUGAUCUUGGGAGCAUCACCAGACUUAUUAUGACUAACAUUUUACAGAUUUGUUAUCAUUUCUUAAUUUCAAAUCUUUUUUUGGUCUGUUCUGAGGAUGAGUCAUAAAUGGCUAGUUCAUUCCAGCAGAGAUGCAGAGACUUUUUUCUCCCAUUCCAGGGAACAGAAGAGGAAGAGACAGCACUGAGAUUUGGAUCAUUAGCUGUACCUAAAGUAACAGAAACGCAAAGAAAGAGGAGAAGAGGAGAAGGGAGAAGAGGAAGUAUGGACCAAAAAAAAAAAAAAAAAAAAAAAAAAGGAAGGGAAGAGAAGAGAAGGAUA
Gallus gallus (chicken) is the source of this 4374-nucleotide messenger RNA. It is a transcript of the gene OPN3, whose product is annotated as opsin 3. Bases 58 to 1245 code for a protein of 395 amino acids. The record is from RefSeq and is a predicted model, not a curated record. Gene Ontology annotation, cellular component: photoreceptor outer segment; membrane. The transcript has 4 exons. Gene Ontology annotation, molecular function: G protein-coupled receptor activity. NCBI's taxonomy places the organism in Eukaryota, Metazoa, Chordata, Aves, Galliformes, Phasianidae. Gene Ontology annotation, biological process: visual perception; G protein-coupled receptor signaling pathway.